AUGUAUGAUGAUAAUGAUGAUAUCGGAAAAAAAAAAGAAAAUGGAAGAAUUCGAUUUGCACCCCCUGACAAAAUCAUUUCUCGCGGGUCACUUUCACUUCACUUAUUUGGUUUUCUUGGCCAACAUUCCAGAUUUCAAAAAAAAAAAAAAAAAUGCGUAACCGUUUUUAGAAUUAAUUUACAAAAGAGUAAAUAUUUAUAUUCUCGUCCAAAGUCUUUCAAAUUUCAAUAA
This is a messenger RNA of Pediculus humanus corporis (human body louse), 231 nucleotides long. RefSeq lists its product as uncharacterized. The record is from RefSeq and is a predicted model, not a curated record. The transcript is spliced from 2 exons. Lineage: Eukaryota; Metazoa; Arthropoda; Insecta; Psocodea; Pediculidae. Bases 1 to 231 code for a protein of 76 amino acids.